AUGGCGUCGUCGUCGACUUUGCAGCUCUCGUCGACGCUCGCGAGCGGCACAUCGGUGACAAGAGUCAACCCAACAGACUCUUUGACCUCUUCAAACCCACCUUCAUCGACUUCGGGCUCCGACAGCGGCUAUGGAGGCAGUCCCUUUGCGCCUUCAUCAGGCCAGAACGGUCCAGACGGUUUACCAGGGGGUCCAAACAUCUAUCUAUAUGGAUUUUUGGCAACAUUGGUCCUCAUCUUUCUAGUAUCUAUCGCUGUAGCUUGGAAAGGGUACCGCACACGACGACUACUGCGAGCACGCAUCGAAGAGGCUAUAGCUCGUGGCGUGUAUAUCCCCGGCUAUGGUGAUCCUGUGGAACGACAACGACAACGACGUCCAGUUGGUCCCAAGCCCAUCAUGUGGGAAGAGUGGAUAGAAAAGGAUUCGCAUACAGACGUGCCAAGGGAGAAAACCGUGUGGGAUAUCAAGCCGACCGCUGUCUCAGUAUCGCACUCAAUCAUGACCCCAGCAUCUCCAGGAUCCCAACCUUCAACCUCUCCGGCGAGGGUCACUGGAAUGCAGCGGUACCGACAGAAUAUUCGUCGAAUGUUUGCUCCCGUCGGCGAAUACUGGUUUGGAUACCCGCAUGAUUCCGCUUCCGAUAUUCAACGACCUGAGCCGGCUGUAGUGGACAGUGAGCUUAAAAAUGGUGUGCCUACGAACACAGAGGAGCUAUUGAAGGACGCCGAAGAUGUCAAUGUCUCAGUUAUGAUCCUCAUGCCCUCUUCCGAUAAACGAAUUUAUCACGGUUCAUGGAGACAGGCUGGAGAUAAAGGGAAAAGCGUCUCCCGAUCGUCUUCUCAAAGUGGGCAACAUCCGGAAGAAGAGCAUGGCCAAAUUAAUCCCGAGAUUAUUGAAACGGCUGCUGCAAGUCACGGAACGGAUCGACAUGACCAGGAGGCCGAGCAGCUACCGGAACUGGUACUGGGGGUGGCUGCCGUUGCCUUGCGACCUCCAACUUCAAUACUGUCGGCAGGCAAGGAGAUGGAAGGUCCCGAGCGGCAUCACCCCCUACGUUCCGAAGUCUCCUCGGGUUUGACGCCCUCGGGAAGGUUCAGACAAGGUCUUCAGAAAUCUUUUAUAGGGACAAUCUCCACAUUCGCCGUCGACCUCUGCCCCAUGACUUCCCUUUCCUCCCCUCCGGUCCACCUUCCAGAAGAUGUCUACCAGACGCUGGUCGAAGCGUGGAAGAAUAUGGAUGCCUCACGAUACACCUGCGCGGGUGGACUGGUGGUUAUGUUUUACGACUGGAUGAUCACGUUUGACGAGGAGAUGGAGCUCAUAUGGAGGAUGCGUAUAGGAAGCACGAGUAUAUUGUUUCUCAUUAAUCGUUAUCUUUCAAUGCCGUUCUUAUUAAUGUACAACUAUCAUAUCGCUGGUUUGCGAGGGGACGUUUCAGAUAAUGAUUCUGACUCGUCUCUGCCCAGCUGUCGAGCAGAAGUGAUCACCAAUGCGAUAGCAUGGGCCAUUUCUCUCGCAAUCUCAACUUGGCUGCUAUCGCUUCGUGUCAUCUCUCUCUGGAGUCACCACAAGCUCGUCAUUUAUUCCACUUAUGCCUUUUCAUGA
Molecule: messenger RNA, 1605 nt
Organism: Serendipita indica DSM 11827
Lineage: Eukaryota; Fungi; Basidiomycota; Agaricomycetes; Sebacinales; Serendipitaceae
Source: the annotation of a GenBank genome assembly